Molecule: messenger RNA, 945 nt
Organism: Clonostachys solani
Lineage: Eukaryota; Fungi; Ascomycota; Sordariomycetes; Hypocreales; Bionectriaceae
Source: the annotation of a GenBank genome assembly
AUGAGUCAAACCCAAACUUCAGAGAGCGACAUAAUUGCCUGGGGCGCGCUUCCAGUUGAGAAGUACAUAUUGGUGAGUAGGAGUCAGAAUUCGAUCAAGGGCGCGAGAAAGGCCACUCUUGGCUCACCUAUCACCAGCAAAAAUGGGACAAAUCCUCACCAUUCUCGAUCGAAGAACAGCGAAGUGAAUUGAUCCAGGCAUUCAUCAAAGAGGAUGACGUGGACCACGCGCCAUUGCCCGAGGCAGAAUUGGCCGACGACGAUGUGCAGGAGCUGAUUCGGUCGGUCCUCGUCCCCUGGCGCUCGCAGAAACUGCGCGUCAUCGCAAAAAGCUAUAUGACGCACGCAAAAGGCCUCUUCAGCGAGUUUGUCGUUCUGCGCACAUACUAUGGCGGGGGCGUAGAGGAUGAUGAGACACUGAGGCAGUGGCUCAAAGAAGCCGAUCCCUACGACGAGAUGUUUCGUGGUCCUGACGAGAGAUCGUGGCAGAUUCUCGACGACGUGGAGCUUUUUGACAUGGGGACGGAGGAUUGGCAGAGCCUGUACGGGAUAUUCCCCGAGUUCGCUGCUCCUCUCAGUCACCGCGUAUUUGGCCCGAAGGAAAUUCAAGACGUCAGGGACACGGCGACUGAGAUCUGGGAGGGGAGAGAGCGGGAACCGGAGGAAGAUGAUUUUGAAGACAUUAUCAUGGAAGCUGCCAGCGUGGGCCCUUGGCUGCUCGUGGCAGACCAGCAAGCCUUUCAGGAAGGGGAGCUGGGACUCGUGUAUCGAGAUGCAAAUGGAUAUAUCGUCAAAGAAGGAACGAUUAAGCCGGAGGAUGUGCAGACGAUGGUGAUAUACAAUUUCCGGGGGGCUCUAUCAGAGUCGGAAUUCUGGACCGAUACAAAUGCAGGACCAAAGUACAGGUCACGAGGCCGGGCCAUGCGCAGGGUGCUGCCCGCAGUGA